AUGACCACGAAAAUUGAGGACCAGAGCAGUUUGAUCACUUUUAACAAGCAGGCGACUAUCACUGUUCUAGGUGCCAGUGGCGAUCUUGCCACAAAGAAAACCUUCCCCGCCCUAUUUGGACUCUAUGCUCAGGGCCAUUUGCCUGAAAAGGUGCGUAUCUUUGGCUAUGCCCGUACCGAUCUGACUGACGAGGCCUUCCGGGAGCGCUUGUCGUCCAAGUUUGAGUUGGUUGGCCCCAACACGAAAGAGAAGGCCGAGGAGUUCAAGAAGCUUUGCCACUAUGUACAGGGCCCCUACGACAAGGCUGAAGGCUUUGCUGGGUUGAACAAAGCAAUCGAAAAGGUCGAGAAGGAGAUGGUUGCUUCCGGUGAGGUUCCCAACCGGCUCUUCUACCUUGCUCUGCCUCCGGUUGUUUUCGGUUCUGUCUGUGGUCAACUCAAGGCCGAGUGUUAUUUGGGCGACGGCAAGGGCCACACUCGUGUGAUCAUCGAGAAGCCGUUCGGCCGUGACCUUGAGACAUCCCGCGAGCUGCAGAAGCAGAUUGCACCUCUAUUCACCGAGGCGGAGAUUUACCGCAUUGAUCACUAUCUCGGUAAGGAGAUGGUCAAGAACUUGCUCAUUUUCCGUUUCGCCAAUCUGCCCAUGACCUCCUGGUGGUCUAACCAGUACGUCAAGACCGUUCAGAUUACUUUCAAAGAGCCCUUCGGCACUGAGGGCCGUGGCGGUUACUUUGAUGGCAUUGGUAUCAUCCGUGAUGUUAUGCAGAACCACUUGUGUCAAGUGUUGUCUUUGGUUGCUAUGGAACGCCCCCUUUCCUUUGAUCCCGAGGACAUUCGUGAUGAGAAGGUGCGUGUUCUCAAGGCUGUGCGCCCAAUCGAGCAUCGCAAUGUCAUUCUUGGCCAGUACGGCCCCAACGAGGAGGGCAAGCCAGGCUACUUGGACGACGCUUCCAUCAAGAGCAAGGACUCAAAAACACCCACUUAUGCGGCCAUUGCUCUGGAGAUCCGCAACGAGCGUUGGGACGGUGUUCCUUUCAUCCUUAAGGCUGGUAAGGCCCUGAACGACUCCAAGGUUGAGAUUCGCAUUCAGCUGCGACCUGUUGCCCGGGGUAUCUUCCACGACAUCACCCCCAACGAGGUGGUUUUGCGUGUCCAGCCUAACGAGACCAUCUACAUGAAGGUCAACACCAAGUACCCUGGUCUGAGCACCCAGACCGUGGCCACUGAUCUUGACUUCACCUACCACCGUCGGUUCACCAACCUGGUCAUUCCCCAGGCUUACGAGUCUCUUAUCCUUGACUGCCUGAAGGGCGACCACUCUAACUUUGUCCGUGACGAUGAGCUCGACGAGGCCUGGAAGAUCUUCACCCCUCUUCUCGAAGACAUCGAUGCCGGCAAGCUGCCCGUGGAAGUCUACCCUUACGGUUCCCGUGGCCCCGAGUCGGUUUCCAAGUUUGUCCAGAAGCUCGGCUACGUUAUCCCUAAAAACGAGAACUACAUCUGGACCAAUUGA
Molecule: messenger RNA, 1512 nt
Organism: Wickerhamiella sorbophila
Lineage: Eukaryota; Fungi; Ascomycota; Dipodascomycetes; Dipodascales; Trichomonascaceae
Product: Glucose-6-phosphate 1-dehydrogenase
Exons: 2
Coding region: 1-1512 (503 amino acids)
Biological process (GO): pentose-phosphate shunt, oxidative branch; glucose metabolic process
Cellular component (GO): cytosol
Molecular function (GO): glucose-6-phosphate dehydrogenase activity; NADP binding
Source: RefSeq, a predicted model, not a curated record